Closterium sp. NIES-67 is the source of this 2572-nucleotide messenger RNA. The record is from the annotation of a GenBank genome assembly. NCBI's taxonomy places the organism in Eukaryota, Viridiplantae, Streptophyta, Zygnematophyceae, Desmidiales, Closteriaceae.
CUUGUGCACCAGCAGAGUGAGUGAGCACUAGCAUUUGGCAGUAGGCUCCAGCUACACAGGCAAGCCAGCCAUGGCGACUCUCCAGUCAGCAGCGUUCUCCCUCGCGGGCCGCAAAGGGCGUCUGGUCCUCGUCGCGCUGCUGAUCUCCGUCGUCUUCCAGCGCGCCGAGCCUCACCCGUUUGUCAGGAAGGACAUUGCGGAGGCCGAAGACAGCGACAUCGCGCAUCGCCAUGGUUAUGCUCAUGCUUAUGGUGGCGGGGAUCGUCGCAGGCUCGCGGACCAUGUGUUCUCCAAGUCGCCCUUCAAGGCGUCGUUCGACCGCAAUGCUGCCUCGCAGCGUCUUUCCCCGCACCAGCUUCGACGCCUGCAAGAGCGCGCCGAUAUGGCCGCCUCCCAGGCCCAUCGUCGGUCGGUGCUGCAGGGGACAUCGGACAGCCUCAUCUUUCCGCUCUUUUCCUUCGACAUCAAGGGCCCGUACAUCAUGACGAUCAUUCUGGGGUCCCCCGCGAGGCAGUUCGUGGUGCUGGCGGAUCUGAGCACGAGCGUCACGUGGGUCAGCUGCGACUGCAUUUUCUGCCCCUCCGCCGCCAACGCGCUCGAUGUGCUCGGCAUUAACCGUACCACACUGGACACACGCAAGUCCCUGACUGCCAAGCCCGUGCCAUGCACGAGCCCGGUGUGCGCACAGAGCGCCACCUUCUCGUGCAACUCACAGCCGCUGCUGACAGACCGGCCGGACGUGUGCGAGUUCAACAUCAGCAUGGGCGCGGGGGACGUGUUCUCGGACGUGCUCACCGUGCCGCUGUUUGACUCCUCGCUGCCGCCCGGCGAGCACGACAGCUUCACCUCGCCCAUCAACUUCGGAUGCAGCAGGGUGGAGGACCCAAUGAUGGAGGGCUUUGGGCCCGACGGCGCCGUGGGGCUGGGCGCGGGGCCGUUCUCGUUCUCGGCGCAGAUGCACGCCACCAGCACCCUCAAGGGCAGCAACGCCACGCGCCCCAACGCCUUCGCGCUGUGCCUGGACGGCUCCUCCGCCCAGUCGGGCGUGCUCGUUGUCGGCUCCACGCCGGACCCCGUUGGGCUUGUUUCCACGCCCUUCAGUGUCGCCGAUAACAGCUCGCGCUACCUGCUGAACGUGAUGGGCAUUCGCUUGGGCGAGCAGGCGAUCAACGGCUCGGCGGGCAUCGGCAAGAUGGUCAACUCGUCCUUUGGGGGCUUCGCCCUCGACACGGCGCGCGACUUCCUCUCGCUGCGCCGCGACGUCUACGAAAACCUCGCCAACGCGCUCUUCCUGCCAGAUGCAGUGAUGGGGACGACGGUGGACGCCUUCCCUGGCUACUUCUGUGGCGUCCUCGCUCUAAAUGCUAAUCCGGAUGAGAUCUUCCCACCCAUCUCGUUCGAUCUGCCUGAGGGGUCCUUCUCAGUGACGUGGCCCAACUACAUGUACUCCCCUGGCAAUGAGACCCACCAGAUCCUCUGCCUGCUGGCCCAAUCGCACCCGGACUGGGCUCCCCGCGCCGUGUACUUGGGCACCCCGUGGCUGGUGGACCACUACUGGAAGUUCGACGUGGAACAGCGCACCGUUGCCUUCACGCCCCUCAACUGCUCAACAUUCGAAGCGAUCAUACUCGCUCCCUCCCCUUCAUCCGCCCCCGCAGCACCUCCCAACCCCAAUCUCCCCGCCCCCUCCACCUCCCCCCCCUCGCCCUCUACAUCCCCCAUUGCGCCUUCUGACGCCUCGUCACCGUUGACUGUAAUAACACCCGUUUCCCCCCCUCCCCCGAAACCUGCUUCACGCAUUGCCAUGGGUCACCUCGCCCCACUCGUCUCCGCCGCCCUCCUCGCAACACUCCUGCUGUAGCCACCUCUCGCCCUCCGAUCACCGCGCAUCAUCUACCCACCUUGCUUCCUCCACCUGUUUCUCUCCAGUGACGUGAUGCAUAUGCCCCCAUAACCCCCCCAGGGGCGUUUAGAUGGGUCCCCUAGUGCCCACGUGCUGCCUACUGCUGCCUACUGCUGCCUACUGUUUCCAACUGCCAACUGUGAACCAACCCUGUGGUGUUGCCCCAUGUCUCUGGCAAGCAACCAGCGUUGCGUACCCUGUCCGCCGCCUGCCCCUGCUUCGCCCACCACAACCGCUUUAUGCAUUCCCUCUCGAGCCGUGAUGCUAUUUAGAAAAGCAUGGCAUGGCAGGCCCUCCCUGCCAGGUCUGUAAAUCUGGUCGUUUUGAGCCGUUUGCCCCAUCCUUCAUUGGUUGACUGUUGGCCAACCUUCCCAGCUUCCCCUCGUCUUUCUCUGCUUAGGUGCUCUUGCAAGAGGCGGCUGUAGCUUGGUUCAUGUGACCUGCUCAGUCUCUUUACCUUUCCAGGGUGCUGUUGGGCAUGUGGUACAAUGGGAUGGGAAUGGCUUGGCAUGGAGGGCUUGCAGGAAUGAAAUUGCAGCUGUGUAAGGGCAGGGGCUGAUGGGCACAUGGGGUAUUGGGAGAAGACCAGUUAAAUAUUAUAUGUACUGAUAUGCACUGAUGCAGUAUUUAUUUCGAAUCAUUAUUUUAGUAUACAAUGGGAUUUAGUAU